Molecule: messenger RNA, 1127 nt
Organism: Paramisgurnus dabryanus
Lineage: Eukaryota; Metazoa; Chordata; Actinopteri; Cypriniformes; Cobitidae
Product: protein FAM3C
Source: RefSeq, a predicted model, not a curated record
CUCCAAUGUUAGCAAACUAAUGUAGGGAAUAAGGAAUCGGUGGGGCUAUUUCGGACAAAGCCAUAGAUUGCCGCUAGAGGGAAGCACGCGACUGCAAAAUCAUUGGAAAUUAACGUCAUCUGUCUAGCUGUCAGUCCUCAAACACAAUGGUGAGGUAAAGUUUGUUUAAAUUUGAAGGUGUGCAAACAUUGAGCCAGAUCCUGUUGGAGACAUUUUCCAGCACUUGUCUUGACGACUUUUAACAGGCACUUGAGAAACCCAGGAGAGGAUUUUACGGUACCAAAAAUGAGAUCUCCAGAUAUUAUUUAUGCUCUAACAACUAUGAUCAUAAUCUUAAUAUGGUUUUUCUCCAUUGACUGUUUAAACCAAAAAGCUGCGAAAUGGUCAUGUAAUACAGAUGAACUUAAUGGUCGCUCAGCAGAAACAGAGACUUCAGAAACAAAUUGUGACAAACGAGGUCUGUUUAAGUCUCACUUUGGUUGUUGUCCAAAUAAAGACUGCCCUGUAGACCAUUUCUCCAUUCACCUUCGCAGUGGAGCAGCCAACGUUGUUCCCCCAAAGAUCUGCUUUAACAAUACAAUCAUUAUGGGUGGAGCUAUGAAUAAUGCAGGACCAGGACUAAACAUUGUGCUAAUAAACGGUGAAACCGGGGAGAUUUUAAGAAGUAGCUACUUCAAUUUAGAAUCUGUAGCUGAGGAUUUACUGAAAUAUCUAAACAAAAUAAAGCCAGGAAAUAUCAUUCUUGUGGCCUCACACAUCAACCCUGCAGCCAAGCUGAAUGAUGAGAUUAGAAAUAUAUUCGCUGGUUUAGGAAGCACGAUGGUCAAAUUCGUUAAUCCCAAGGAUAACUGGGUAUUUGCCGGUUCUUAUGGAAUAAAGAAAGCUAGGCCGUUUGAAAAGCUAAUUCAUUACAAUUUGGAGAACAACGCAUAUGGAGACUGGCCAGAGAUGGGGGAGAUCAUUGGAUGUUUUCCCAGAUCCUUUAACUGAGAUAAACUAUAAAAUAUCUAAUCACAUUUCACCAGAUAUUUGGAACAUUAACAAUGGGACACUAAUCUGCAUAUUCUCAAAAUUUAAGCAAAAUUUAAUUUCACCCAUUAACCAAGGGAUUAUAUGCUUACCUUACU